AUGCCGGAAAAUCAAGACAAGAACGAAGGUGAUCUCACCGAUGCAUCCAAUGAGAGCAACAUAGUCUGUCCUACUACUCUUGAUCAACUACCAGAAGUGCUUCACAAGGAAGUGGAGGCAGCAAACGCUGCUAAUGUGGCACAUGCAUUAGCAGCUUGCUCGUUCAAGACCCGUUCAAGCAAGGUGGCUGAUCUAGACAAGCUUGUCAACUUUAGAAUCGCCACCUUGUAUGGAACCUCCACUUCUGCGCCUAAGUGCAGGACAGCUAAGGCUGAGGCACCGACCAACCAGGGAGGCAACAGUAAACGAGCAAGCUACAACGGCAAGCACCAAGUACCUCAAAUUUUAAAUGCAGGAAGUGGUGGAAGCGGCCAUGAACCUGCCCAUGCUGGAUUUGUUGGGCCAGGGAUGUUGACCGCUGCUGUUUCUAGAGAUGUUUUCGCUUCUCCACCUGUUGAUUCUAUUUUAGCUGCUAUUCGAGCUGUAACUGGUCCCCUGGGGUGCCUUCUAAUAGUAAAGAACUACACUGGUGAUAGACUGAAUUUUGGAUUAGCUGCUGAGCAGGCAAAAUCUGAAGGCUAUAAGAUGGAGAUUGUCAUUGUUGGAGAUGAUUGUGCCCUUCCCCCACCUAGAGGGAUAGCUGGUAGAAGAGGUUUAGCUGGAACAAUUCUUGUGCAUAAGUUAGGUGCUAGACUUGGAAUGGGGAAACAAAGCCAUGGUCAACUUGAUAUGGCUGGAAACCGUCCACCAGCAAAGUUUCCUGUUCCUCUACCACCAUCACCUUCAAUUAAGGAUGACGAGAUUUUUGCUCCAUCUCAGGAGCUGAGCAAGCAAGGGUGUAUCCUGGAGGCUGCUAUUGAAGCAAGUGCUACUGCAAUUAUCAAUCUCAAGGAUAGCCUAAAUGAAUGGGACAGUAAAGUGGGCGAUGGUGACUGUGGAACCACAAUGUGUAGAGGUGCAACAACUAUUCUUGAAGAUAUGAAAAAGCGGUAA
Miscanthus lutarioriparius is the source of this 993-nucleotide messenger RNA. Lineage: Eukaryota; Viridiplantae; Streptophyta; Magnoliopsida; Poales; Poaceae. The record is from the annotation of a GenBank genome assembly.